CCUGCAUGUCAGUUUAUGCCGUGUCAAAAUGGAGGAACUUGCCAAGAUACAGAUACCUCAUACACGUGCACGUGUAACACAGGGUGGACAGGAGAGAAUUGUACUCGUUUUGAAGGUGAUUUUAAUCACGAGUACGCAUUGAUGAUCAUGUUGAAUCACUAUUAUGCAUCCAAUGAAUCUUCACUGAUUUACAUGACAACGAAUACCUCAGCAACCGUAGAAAUCUCAACUUCAAACAAUAUGGAGCCGUCACUGAAGUCCGCCAUUGACCGAACCUUUUUCUUUACCACUCAACUGAAAGUUACUCUGCCUCCUGAAAUGCAAAGUAUGUCCUUCCAAAAGGAAGCAAAAGCCGUAAAGAUUCGCUCAACACAGCCUAUUACUGUGGUUCUCUUCGACAAUAACUAUUUACAAUCCAAUGACGGUUCUCUUAUUUUCCCGGUAGAAAAACUCGACACUCGGUAUUUAGUUAUGUCUACUGAACCUCGUGAUGAAAUGCACCCAAUCUACGCCAGUGUAUUUGGUAUAGUUGCAUUAGAGGACGAAACAUUAGUUAAGAUAAACUUUAAACUGGACAAUAAUGCAAGGCCUCUUACCAUAAACGGAAAAAACUACAGCGAUUCAGACACCUUCGAAAUAUCCUUGAACGAUUUGGAGACUCUGCAACUGGAGCAUAGCGCCGAUCUCACGGGAACCUUAGUAGAGGCUUCGAAACCUGUCGCAGUGUUUUCUGGAAACAGAUGCAACAUGUUUCCAGAAUCAAUAAGAUGUAGUCAUUUAAUGGAACAAAUGACUCCUAUAUCACACUUUGGUAACUCAUACUGUGUAUCAGCUGAUUUCACAAGUGACGUAACGCGCUUGAGCAUAAUGACCGAAGAGUCAGUGCCCACAAGAGGGGCUAUUAUUGUAGGUUACUCUGUACAUUCAAUGAAACUAAUUCCCAGAGUACCGUUUGAAUUUACCUUAAGAGCGAAUGAAACAGCAUACGUCUUUCUCGCAAGUCCCCGCGUCUUUGUCACAAGUUUGGUAAAAGGAAAUAAGAACAAUGGUUCUCCAUACAUGGUUACGAUUCCAGAUACAAGUCAGUAUAAGAGCCAGUAUAUAAUCCCGAUUCCUGAAGGAUACUCGACCAAUUACAUAACGAUUCUGAUCGCCUUAAGAUUCAAAGCUGAUCUUCGAUUGAAUGGGCAAGUAUUACAACAAGAAAAGAUUCUCUUUGAAGGCAGAAAUGUUAUGAAUGAAGGAAUGCUGGGAUCCUUCUUUACCAUGGAAGUCCCUCCUGGUGUACUGAACAUAACUACCAUAACAGGCUCUCCGUUUGGUCUGACUGUAUUUGGGUAUCGAUAUCUAGAUUCUUAUGGAUUUGCAGGAAAUAUUGUUUAA
This is a messenger RNA of Saccostrea echinata, 1383 nucleotides long. Its product is annotated as IgGFc-binding protein-like. The transcript has 2 exons. Bases 16 to 1383 code for a protein of 455 amino acids. Lineage: Eukaryota; Metazoa; Mollusca; Bivalvia; Ostreida; Ostreidae. Gene Ontology annotation, molecular function: calcium ion binding. The record is from RefSeq and is a predicted model, not a curated record.